Molecule: messenger RNA, 3738 nt
Organism: Spirometra erinaceieuropaei
Lineage: Eukaryota; Metazoa; Platyhelminthes; Cestoda; Diphyllobothriidea; Diphyllobothriidae
Source: the annotation of a GenBank genome assembly
AUGUUCAGCGUUCUCUGCCUCUCACUCCUUCUGGCGCUCAGCAACAGUGCAGGUUAGUGCCCCCUUUCUGAUUGGUGUGUUUCCGGUGUGCUGACUUCUGUCCUACCAAAUUAUCGGCAUUCCGCUGACUGUGAAACCUGUACACUUCGGUGUAGGGUUAACAAACGAAAUGGUGAAAGCAGCGAUUAUAAUAUCUCGUAUCCGGCUGUCUUCCAGCAUCGCAGGCAUUUAAAGUCAGUGCAGGUCUACCGUCGAAGAAAUGUGAUUCGGAGUAUUCGUCUUAAUACUGACGAGCGCGUUGUAAAAUUUCCUACCUUCCUUUAACGUGUAGUGUUUUGUCUUAGUUAUAUUUUUUAACUUAAUUCUAUGUAUGUAUAUAAAUCGGCGAGGAGAGACGACAGAGAAUGCGGAUAGAUUGCUACAGUACUGUUUCGGGCUUACUGUGCCUUCAUUCAGCCAGUCAUAUCCCUGACCACCAGCAGGUGCUAUUGUGACCUUUGCCACCCAUACGGAGCUUGUUUGCCUCUUGAAGCCAAUAGAUAGGUGUGCGCUCAUUCCUGAUUUAUAUAUAUAUAUUUAUAUAACACACGGCUAUGCGGUUAAUGGCGGGGCUCGAGAGGGAGCUCCAAGUUACAACCGGAGGAUUGAGUUCCGUAAUGUUAUCCGAGGACGUCCAUUGACCAUAAUAUACAUAUAUCUAAUGGUUUUGAAAGCAUACAUGCGUGUUAGUUUAUCGCCAGUAAAGAAGCUUUUCCGAUGCUGAUUGACCAGGGGUUACCAUGUCAAUAACUGGUAAAAGCAAAUUAAUCAGAAGCUUUCAUGGCAGCAUUCGGUACGAAUCUUAAACCUUCGCAUCUACUGCCAAUUUUGAAGAUCUCUGACCCACGUUUACCUACUUUGAUUAGUAUCACGCUGCAAAUUUACCAUCUCUGCUCACAAACUGUUUCACUUGUAGCGGGCAACAAUGUCUGCAAAUUGCCAGUCGAGCCCGGUCUGUGCAGGGGCUUCUUCCCCAGCUUCGCCUACGUUCCUGAGGUGAAUCGCUGCGAAAAAUUCAUCUACGGUGGCUGCGGUGGCAAUGGCAACCGCUUCGAAAGCCUUGAGGAGUGCCAGCGAGCCUGCGGCGGCAAUAGUAAGUCUUGAUUCCACUUGUUGCCCUCUGACCACUUAUUCUUUGGAAUUAUUACUGACUGGCUUCUCAGUCGUCCUCCUCGACUAUGUUCACCUUGUGCCCCACAAUAGGAGGGUGGAGGAAAGGGGGCGGAGGGACAGUGGCUUUCAUGGGAUUUAGUUUAGUGGACUUGCGCAGCGUUCGCGCAUUCUCUCCUCCUCGCCCACAGGGAUUCGAUGUCAGGAAAGAGUCAAGAGGACCGGAGCGGAGGGGGGGGUGUGAAACAGAUAGAAUGCGCAGUCUCGGUUUGCUACUAAUUUUCCUUCUUUGCCUCGGAGCUACAGGCAUGCAUUAUUUCAGAGUAAAUUUAAACGCGACUACUGACUUGCUUGAAUAUUUAUGUUCUUGUAGAUUAUCGAAUCAGCGCAUAAUGACAGCGAAGGAAGUAAAUUCGUGAACUAAAGGCUGGAGUUUGCAACCCCGUGGGGGUUUGCUUUUCCGUACAUUUGCUAAAAACUCGAAUUCUUGAGGUAUUUCGCUAGCGACAGGAAUUCAAAACAAGCAUAAACAAUGCGACUUAUUCUCACUAAAACGUUCACGAAGACUCCUCGGCUGUUUUAUGUCGUCGCAUCACAUGGAUAACGCAUAACGUAAGUGGACAGGGUUCUCUACCCUAUGAAACACGUUUGUCCAAUCUCGGACUUUUUCCACUCAGUUACAGACAGCUAAGAGGCGACCUUAUACAAACAUUCCGCGGCCACGACUGCUGUCUCGUACCUGCUGUUUUCUUUGAGUUAGCGACCACAACGAACCUCCGAGGUCAUCCACUUAAGCUACGCGUAACUGGCGCCAAGCUGGACAUUCGGAAGUUCUUCUAUUCAAACAGAGUGCUUGAGGCCUGAAAUGCUCUGCCUACAGAUGUCGUCAUAUCCACCUCUGUCGAGGCUUUUAAGCGCAAGUUGGACCAGUUUACCACCAAGCGUCAUAAUGCCACCUGACCGACAACGUCUAGCAUUUCGUUCGAGCAGUUUGUUAAUGUUGUUAUAUUACUGCCUGCAUUUCAGUAACGUUCGUUUUUUUAUUAUUGUCCAAUGUCUGUUGAAUGCGUGCUGGCAUCUAAUUCGUCUCCCUCCGAAACUGAGAUAGCACCAACUAUCCAUAGACAGAUUGCUGUACAGCACACUUAGUAACGUUAAUGUUUUUAACUCGUGGAACAAUUCGUUUAUCUGUCUGGCUCGAAAACCUUGCCAAACUGAAGACACUCUGUAGCUGUUUGAUCUUUCCAUUUCAACUUUUUGAUAUAGUUCGCUUCCUUGUAACAAAUAGGGAGUUCAAAGGUUCAACACCUAUAUUUCCCUCAAAUAAACUGAAAUAAACUGAACUGAACUAAUGCACAAACUGCGGGUUGAAUUUAUUCAUAAGAUCAAUAUAAAAAUCGGAAAGAUCACAGUUCGAGACGUACGCGCAGAGUAAUCGAUGGAAAGAGUUUACCUAACACGUGCCAGAAGGAAGGAAAUGAAGGUGUAAAUUGAAAAGUCUAUCGAAUAACGCCUACUUUGAGAAAUGCGUUUAGUAAUUCUCGAUGGUAAAAUUAUCCCGGUCAUAUAGGGACUUGAAGUGAGUGAACGAUCUCAUGAGAUGUCAGCCGAGAUUCUGAAUUGCGUUUUUGAUAAGGAAGGAUAUCUUAUGUGCCUUUGUGAUAUUGAUUAUCGUGCGACAUUAUCCUAUAAUAUUUUUUAGCCUUGUCGGCAUUUGGGUUUUAGAAUGCCUUUUUUCGACUACCCGAAAAAAGAAAGUUCUGAUCAAAUGGUUUGCUUCUACUUCGAUUUUCGAUGCCCGUAUAAAUUCAGGUAUAUUGAAUAGAAUAGUGCUGCUUAUGGAUUUUAUAACAUAACCCACAUCCACUGCGGAGAAAGGAAUUUCUUGCUUUUAAAAAAUGCUUUUUGUUAGUAGAUUUCGCAAAACUGUGGCAUAUAUAUCCACAAAGCAUCCUAUCUGUACAUUUGUUGAAGCUGCUUAACUAGUAGGCAACAUGGUCUACAUUAAUUGCAAAAUUUUAUGAGCCCCACAUGACAUCUUCUAGAUUUCCUUGGGAAAAAAUAUAAUCUUCCUUACACAGACAGUGUGCGGCAUGUAGUUUGGAAACUCUAGGCGCAAGGGCCAUUGCUGGUAGGGUUUAAAAUUAUUCGAGGACAAAAAAAAUAUUUUCAAAAUCUAAAGACGCUUUUUUUCCAAGUAGAAAUCAUACUAUUUAAGCAGUCAUUUUUACCUAAUCGAAGACAAGUCGUCUGUUAUAAAACCAAACUGACAGAGCACCACAGUCUGUACUGCAUCAGAUUUCCUUGACUUAUAAGCAAGCAAGGGAUGGUAGAUGCCCAAACUGGCCUUUUGAACUAGUAGUACGCGAACUAACAUUGCACGGGUGGCACAUUCUCAACCCAUCAUGAUUUUCAGGUCGGGAGAAUCGUUGUGAGUUGCCCAUUGAGGCCGGAAACUGCCUCGCCUAUCUUCCUCAUUACGCCUUCGAUAGAAGACAGCGCAAAUGUGUGCGCUUCAUCUACGGCGGUUGUGGAGGAAACGCCAACAGGUUUGACACUCUGGAAGGAUGCAAGAGGGCCUGCGAAUAG